Syzygium oleosum is the source of this 663-nucleotide messenger RNA. RefSeq lists its product as uncharacterized. Bases 1 to 663 code for a protein of 220 amino acids. NCBI's taxonomy places the organism in Eukaryota, Viridiplantae, Streptophyta, Magnoliopsida, Myrtales, Myrtaceae. The record is from RefSeq and is a predicted model, not a curated record. The transcript has a single exon.
AUGAAGGACAAGGACAGCUUCCUUGACGGAGCCGCCCCGAUUCCCUCCGACAAGCAUCCGGCGCGACACUGGAAGAAAUGCAAUCAACUUGUCCGAACAUGGAUCGGUAAUAUAAUUUCUCCGGAAGUCGUGGCUGAACUUCCUCCAAUUGAGAACUUGAAAUGCAUGUGGGAGAAUAUCAAAGGAAUGUAUGGUAAGUUAGACCGAGCGAAGAUUUUUGCUCAUACGCAGGCAUGCAAUGAACUCAAGCAAGGGAAUAUGACGGUCACGGCUUGCUUCAACAAGCUCUCGUCGCUUUGGAAUGAUAUGGAAGUAGCCGAGGAGAAACUCGAGGGACUGGAGUCAACAUUCAAACAGUAUAGACCUGUGAAGGAAAGAAAGAAAGCUGCUCGUUUUCUUUUGAUUUUGAAUGAGACGCACCUGACAUUUCGCUCCCAGAUCCUGGCGAUGGAACUGAUGCCGGUGCUCGGCCGAAUUUACCAGCUCGCCGUCCAGGAGGAAAGCCAACGUUUAGCUUCGUGGGAACAUGUGAAGGUCAGGGAGUCCAUGCUCCUCGUAGCUCAGGUGAAGACCCAGCAGAGAAGGAACGCCAGAAAAUCAGGGGAAGAACGGAGGCAGAUUUCGACGUGCACUCUAGGGUUUGCUGAAGACCUCCGCCCAUAA